AUGGAACCUAAGUAUUUUUGCAUGAUAUUCCUUGGAGGCCUUUACUUAGUAACAAGUAAUGCAGUAGGCCUAUUUUUGUCUGUUUCUUUCCUUUCAAAAAUCUCUGGAAUCUUGAAUUCAAUUGCUAUUUUAGCUUUAGGCGGAUACUUUGGAUAUAUAGCAUACCUUAAGAGACAAACUAAAGAAUACUUAUACAUUUAUGCCGGUGUCGGUGCUAUUGGCAUAAUCGGCGGAAUUGAAAUGAUGAUUCAAUCUUUUAAAGAAGAUUUCUACACAAAAUCAUGGUUCCUUAGAUUCAUUGCUGUCUUAUUUAUGGGAGGAGCUCUUCAAGAAGCAGCUAGUCUUUACUAUUACAUCCCAAUUCAGAGAUUCGGCACCGGACUCAUCCCAAUUUUCAACAUUUCCGAAAUCCAGCAGAUGUAUAUCUUCUUACUUACAACAUUAAUUUCAGUCUUUAUUCAAGCUGUCGCAAUCUGCCCUAAUUUCCCAGAAUCAAGCCACUUCGGAUACAUGAUUCUCAGAGUAUUCAUUGCAUGCUUGUUUUCUCUCGUUGUUGGUGGAGCCACAGGCUACUUCCUCAAUACAAGAUCUGAAAACGCUGGUUACAUUACACAGGCAGAUCAACCAAGCACAGCUAUUGAACAGGUUGUUGAUGUUGAAGCCCCACAAGCUAACUAA
Molecule: messenger RNA, 678 nt
Organism: Trichomonas vaginalis G3
Lineage: Eukaryota; Parabasalia; Trichomonadida; Trichomonadidae
Exons: 1
Coding region: 1-678 (225 amino acids)
Source: RefSeq, a predicted model, not a curated record